This is a messenger RNA of Exophiala xenobiotica, 1085 nucleotides long. RefSeq lists its product as uncharacterized. Lineage: Eukaryota; Fungi; Ascomycota; Eurotiomycetes; Chaetothyriales; Herpotrichiellaceae. Gene Ontology annotation, biological process: dehydro-D-arabinono-1,4-lactone biosynthetic process. Gene Ontology annotation, cellular component: cytosol. Gene Ontology annotation, molecular function: D-arabinose 1-dehydrogenase [NAD(P)+] activity. The record is from RefSeq and is a predicted model, not a curated record. The transcript has 2 exons. Bases 1 to 1002 code for a protein of 333 amino acids.
AUGGGCAAUCCGAUAAAAGUACCCGAUUCGUCCCUGAUCUUGCCACCUCUUAUGAUCGGCGGGGCAGUGUUUUCCUACCAUUACAACCAAGACGUCUCAAAGGUUCACACAGAGGCAAUCUUGUCACAAGCCAUCUCCUCCGGAGCAAACGCUUUCGAUACUUCCCCCUACUAUGGCGACUCGGAAACCGUGAUGGGCGAAGCACUGCAUAACCUGCGCUCCAAACACCCACGCGAAUCAUACUUCCUAAUCACAAAAUGCGGGCGCAAAUCCUUCGACGUGUUCGAUUACUCGCCCUCGUGGAUCCGGCAGAGCGUAAUGCGGUCGCUACAGCGUCUGCGGACGGAUUAUCUGGACGCAGUGCUUCUUCACGACGCCGAGUUUACUUCAGUCGGAGAAGUGCUAGCUGGUGUAUCCGAGUUUGUGAAGCUGCGGGAGGAAGGCUACGUACGGGCAUUUGGCCUGAGCGGCUAUACCCUGUCAACGCUGCUCUCAUAUGUGCAGGCAGUGAAGGAGCAGCUGGGAGUUAGCACCGAGGUUCUGUUCAGCUACUGCCAUUACAACCUGCAGAAUGACUCGCUUGCUCAGUACGCGCCAAAAUUCCGAGCCUCAGGCGUGGAGUCGAUCAUCAACGGCUCGCCGCUGUCGAUGGGACUUUUGCGUGCGGAACCAGCACCAGAAUGGCAUCCCGCAUCGCCAGGUUUGAAGGCCGCGUGUAUAUCGACGUCGAGGCAUGUUGAGUCCGUCUAUGGACAGAAGUUGGCGGAUGUGGCAUUGAGAUACAGCUUGGGUUUUGAGGGCACGACUUGUGUUGGUUGCAGUACGCUGCAGGAAUUGGAGGCUGCACUGGAGGCGAGAGAUGCUGUUCUUGCGUACAAGAAGAGUGGGAAGGGCGGUGAGGUGGAUGGGAGGAUUUUCGAAGACUUGAGGAGUAUUUUGGUGGGUGACCAUGAGAUGGCAUGGCCUGUACCUCCGCCGGGGUGGGUCAGGAAGGCGCAAUAGCAUCGCAAUGCACGACGUCGUGAUUCCCCGUGUACAAGUAUAGAACUGAAUAUCAAGGCCGACAUAGAGACAUGAAGCACGAC